Messenger RNA from Colletotrichum fioriniae, 1089 nucleotides. Lineage: Eukaryota; Fungi; Ascomycota; Sordariomycetes; Glomerellales; Glomerellaceae. The record is from RefSeq and is a predicted model, not a curated record.
AUGUAUGCUCAGCAGUACACGCCUCAGCAUGCUUCAGCAUCGCCAGUCGCGGCGUCUCACUCUCCGCAGCAGCCCAUCCGCCCCAUGUACCAGCAGCAGGGAUUUGCGCCUAGCCCGUUCCAGCACCAGCAACACCCACAGCGCCCACAGCACCAUCAGCAGCAGCAGCAGCAGCAGCACCAUCCCCACCACGCACCACAGCAUAUGCACCCUCAGCAGCAGCAGCAACACAACCACCAAGGCCCUGCCCCUCCAGCGCCUCAGUUCCAGCAGCACCAACAGCAGCACCACCUCCCGCCGCACCAUCAGGCCCAAGCGCCGGUCCCACAGCAGCAGCACCACCACCAGCAACAGCACGGCCACCACCAAAUGCAUCCACAAAUGAUGCCAGCAAAUCCCAUGGGCGGACCGACCUACAACCAUCAUCAAAUGCAGCCUCAUCCCGCUGCAGCCCGCACCCCCAUGGCCAACACGCCCAAUGCCAUGCAGCCCGCCAAUGCCUACAACCCCCCUAGGCCUCCCGAGGUUUUUACCCUGGCCGAAUCCCUCAACGACCAGAUCCCCGAAGAGGUGCGCAGCCAGUACAACAGGGACGAGAACGGCAGAAUCUUUUUCUACUCUACACCGCCCAUCGCCCGCCCCGAACACGGCCUCGCCCCGGACAAUGCCAACUCGGGCCACAGCCUCGCCUACCUUGCUAAGAGCAACCCGCAAUGGCUGGCCGAACGCGCCUCCCGCGCAAAGCCCUUUGCCGUCGCCAAGCAGAAGGAGUUGAAGGUCAAGAUGGCCCUCGACAAGGUCACCGAACCCGCCAAGGGGAAGACGGGCGAUGAGCUGCGCGACUGGGCCGCCGAUUCCCUGGUCCGCUACGUCGAGGCGCACGCCCAGGAAACGUCGCGCAUGCGCGAGGAUGGCGAUCUGGACGGGCAUGAUCGCCUCAUGAAGGAGCAGCGCGCCGCCCGCCGCAAGAAGACGAGAAAGGAAUUGGAAGAGGAGGAGGAGCGAGCCGACGAGGCGAAGCGUGCCAAUUACCUUGAGGACAUCUACUUUGUCCACUCCAGUCUGCGCACGCCCAAGCCUGCUCACUGA